GGUGCAAGGACUGUCAGUGUGGCCAUUGGGGUGGCACAGUGACUGUCAGGGUGACACAAGGACUGUCAGGGUGACCAUUGGGGUGGCACGGUGACUGCCAGGGUGGCACAAGGACUGUCAGGGUGGCCAUUGGGCUGACCCAGGAUGCCCGUGUGACCAGCAAUCCCCUCUCCCCAUCUCUCCCCUCUCCAGCUCCAUGGAUCCCUCUCCGGGCCGGCCCAAGGCGCCGCCGUCCUUCCUGUCGGACCUUGGCAAGGCCACUCUGCGUGGCAUCCGCAAGUGCCCGCGCUGCGGCACCUACAACGGCACGCGGGGGCUGAGCUGCAAGAACAAGACGUGYGGCACGGUGUUCCGGGCGGGCGCGCGCCGCCAGCCGGGCGCCGACGCCGUGCGCGUGCUCAGCGGCCGCCACGGCCAGCUCUACUCGGUGCGCCAGCGCGACUCGCGCUGCUUCGUGGAGCUGGGCGUCCCCGAGGCGGCCGACGGCGUCCCCGAGGGCGCCGCGGUCACCGCGCUGAGCUCCGGCCGCUGCCACGCGCCGGCGUGUGCCAAGGCGGCGCUGGGUGAGCGGCAGUGCCAGCACCUGAAGCUGGCGUUGGGCUGCCAGGCCGAGGCCACGCCGCUGCCGCUCAAGAGCUCGGUGCUGGGCGCGGUGCAGGCGCCGGCCGAGGCCAAGCAGAGCCUGUGGGAGCUGGCCACCGAGCCCACGGGGCCGCUGGUGCAGAGGGUCACCAAGAGCGUGCUGGUGGUCAAGUGCAAGGCCAGCCAGAGGCACAGCCUGGGCUACCUGCACGCCUGCUUCGGCCAGCGCCGCUUCUCCUGCGCCUGCCGCGCUCCCGGCCGCGGCCGCACCAAAGGGGACGAUGGCGACGAGGAGGAGGAUGAGGAGGAAGAGGAGGAGGAGGAAGAGUCGCCCCCGCCGCGCUGUAUCCACUUCCUGGCCUGCAUCUGCGCCUUCGCCAGCGACGACAGCCUGGCACAGGAGUUCUCCGACUUCCUGGCCUCCGUGUCCCUGCCCAUGGUGGCACUGGAUGGACUUCGAGGUCCCUUUUUCAUCCCUUUUCCCCUCACUUUUAUUUUUUACCCUUCCUUCUCCCCCUUUUCCCCCUUUUUUCCCCCCACAUUUUAUCCCCUCUAUUUUUCUUCCCUCCUUUUUUUCUCCCUUUUUUCUCCUUUUUCCCCUUUUUCCCCUUUUUUCCCCUUUUUCUUCCUUUUCCCCCUUUUCCCCUUUUUCUUCCUUUUCCCCCUUUUCCCCCUUUUAUUUUUUCAACCCUCCUCCUCACCCUUUUUCCCCCUUCCCCCCAUUUUCCCUCCCUUCCCCCCCUUUUUCCCCCUUUUGUUCCCCUUUUUCCCCACUUUUCUUCCUUUUUUUCUCUUCUUCCUCCCCUUUAUUUCCCCCCUUCUCAUCCCCCUUUCCCCCUUUAUUAUGGGAUUUCCUUUUCAGGGAGCUCUGUGGGGUGAGCUCUGGUCCAGGGUGCCAUCCCARUGUCCCUCUCUGUCCCCUGCAGGCUGUGGCCAGGCGCUGGACGAGUCCCAGGUGUCCCUGUCCUUCCAGGAGUGGCUGGCCAGCGUCACCGAGCGCAUCCACCAGACCAUGCACUACCAGUUCGAGGGCCGGCCGGAGCCGCUGGUGUUCCACAUCCCACAGUCGUUCUUCGAGGCGCUGCAGCAGCGCAUCUCCAGCGGCAGCGGCAAGAAAAGGCUGCCCAACGCCACCACGGGUGAGGGAAACGGGGGAAAACCGGGAAAAACGGCAGGGAAACAUCGGGAAAAACG
Malurus melanocephalus (red-backed fairy wren) is the source of this 1776-nucleotide messenger RNA. RefSeq names its product chromosome unknown C2orf42 homolog (gene CUNH2orf42). The transcript has 3 exons. Gene Ontology annotation, cellular component: nucleus. The record is from RefSeq and is a predicted model, not a curated record. The annotation marks the transcript as partial. Lineage: Eukaryota; Metazoa; Chordata; Aves; Passeriformes; Maluridae.